AUGCAUUUCUCCAAAACGUAUACGCAGCUUCUGCAGAGUCUCCCCCCGGAGAUGCGCGACAACGCAAUCGAGUACCGGCAGCUCAAAAAAAUAAUCAACCAGAUCGUCUCCGAGCUCUCAGAGCUUGGACUGCAGCCCGCGGUACUGCACGAACUGAUGGUGCCCGGGUCUCCUCCGCCUGUUACACCGCCUGCUGCUGCUGGUGCUGUUGCUGAAGUUCCGCACCCUCCAACGACCGAGGGGUCCUCCCCUCCACAUUCACCGACCGAGGAAUCAUCGCAUUCUGCUGGACCCUCGGGAUCAAAAACGCCCACUAACGAAUCCUCUCCUGCUGAAUCUGCUACGGUGGCAUCGGCGUCAUUGACAGUACCACAGCCUUCAACAUCUAUACCCAUUCCCAUACUCGUCCCGCGCAAAAGCGACGGCGACGACAAAGGGAAAGAAAAGGCACACGACGGCGACGUCGACGAGGACCACGAACACGAACACGGACACGGACAUGAUACAACCUCGCUUUUAUCGGCAUCAUUCCCAUCCUACCCAUCCUCACUCAACGCUUCGCUUUCUUCCUCGUCUACGGCUUCGUCGUCUGUGUUCUCCUCUUUCGCAGCGCCGUUGUCAGGUGAUACGCAGUAUUCCAGCUCUAGCACACCACAUCCACAUCCACAUUCUAACCAAUCGCAUCCACACCCACAUCCACAUGCGCACCCACACCCACGCGUGGUGUACGAAUUGAACGCAGCGUCGGGCAAGAUCGAGCCUCAACUGCGGAUAUGGAUAUGGGUGAAACCCAAGGUAGGCGGUAUCAGCGAAGAUGGGCACGGGAGUGGGAGUGAGAGCGCAAGUGGUGCGACAACGCCUAUAGGCCAUUUGUCGCCUUCCGCAUCGUCGUCAACGUCUGCGUUAGGGCAGGUUGAGGAGACGGGGCCAGCCGCGGUGGAUAGCAAGGAGGGCGGUGACGAGGCGGUUGCGUCUCCGGAAAAUGCGAAAGAGAGUGGCGGGAAGGAGACGUAUGGGCAGGGGGACCAUGUAGAAGGUCUCGAGGAGCUGGAGGACGGAGUGCAUUACGAUGAUGGCGAUGGAAGGCAUGCGGAGCUGUUGUGGCAGUUCCAGCAGCGGCACUUUGACGGCGAACGCAUCGUCGAGGUCGACGAGGGCGAGCAAUACCCCCACGACCCCGACACGCACCACACACACCACGCACACCCAGACGCCCACAUCCAAAUGCGCGAAAUCGUCAUCCCGCUCGUGCACGACACACACUUCUUCUCCCUGCUCUCCUCCAAGCUGACGCACAUAUCCACACACCUCGCAUCGAUCCACACCUCAUUCAGCGCCUCGCUCACCGAGCUGCAGCGCACCAUCGCGGACGCCGCCGCGCCCGCGUCCGCGUCGGCCUCUACGCGUUUCCGGCCGAGCAGCGCGCUGGCCUCGGACGCGGGCGGCGUUCGCGUGCGGACGAAGGAGGCGGAUCUGAAGAGCGACCUGUACUUCUGGCGCGAGAUCUUCCAGAUGUACGUCGAGGCGGAGGUGUUUGAGUCCGUCGCAGAGGCGGACCGCGGCGAGCGGAGCGUGGAGGAGAGCGAGCGGCGGCUGCAGAUGUUCGCGGAGCGCGCGACGCAGCGCGGUAUGGGUGAGGUUGGCCGGCUGAAGCUCCCAGCGAGCCGGGAGGCGCUCGAGACGUUUUUGCGCAUGAAUCUGAUGAUUCUCGACGUCAAAAAGUUCUCGCAUGCCAAUUCGGAGGCGACGCGCAAGAUCCUCAAAAAACAUACCAAACGGACAGCGCUGUUCUACCCGGGCUUAUCUUCAUCCUCUCUCCUCCCCGCAUCAUCAUCCACAGCCCUCGCAUUAUCCGCACACGCGUCCUCGCCGUUCACCUUCCCGCGUCUGCUCGUCCAGGCGCUCUGCACGACCCUCCUGCCGAUCAUCCCCUCGCUGGAAGACUACUCGUGUUUGAUCUGCACCAGCAUCGCGUUCAAACCGAUCCGGCUGGACUGCGGCCACCUGUUCUGUGUGCGCUGCCUCGUCAAGAUGCAGAAGCGGGGCAAGGGCGAGUGUCCGUGCUGCAGGCGCUGGGUCGUGCUAGGCGCGAAUCGACGUAACGUUGAUUGGGCGCUCCUCAACUUCAUGCAAGACUGGUUCCCGCUUGAAGCGCGAGACAAGCUGCAUCACAACGAGAAGGAAGCGGCGGAAGAGGAGAUGCGCGAGCUCGGCAUCGACCCAGACCAGGGAUGUAUUGUGAUGUAA
Messenger RNA from Psilocybe cubensis, 2247 nucleotides. RefSeq lists its product as uncharacterized. The record is from RefSeq and is a predicted model, not a curated record. Lineage: Eukaryota; Fungi; Basidiomycota; Agaricomycetes; Agaricales; Agrocybaceae. The transcript has 5 exons. The coding region runs from base 1 to 2247 and encodes 748 amino acids. Gene Ontology annotation, molecular function: metal ion binding.